GGUCUGCUGUGUGACCUUGCAGUGUUUGUAAACAGACACACGUUGCCAUUACAAAGUAUUAAGAAUACGAUAGAAUCACGAUUUAACAAAGCGUGUCACGAAGGAUUUGUUUGAAGAACGUCGAAAAGAAGUAAAUUCACGGGGGUCAUGGAGGUGGAGCCAAUGUGUAUCGUGGAAAAUGAAACGGAGGGAUCUCGCGGUGAUCGGAAAGAGGGGGGUAAGAGGGGACGUAAGCCUGGAAGGAAGGCGUCCGACAAGACGGACAUGAAAGCAAAGCUCGAACGAAGUCGACAGAGUGCGAGGGAGUGUCGUGCUCGAAAGAAGCUAAGGUAUCAAUAUCUUGAGGAACUGGUGGCCGAUCGCGAGAAGGCUGUGCUGGCACUUCGAAGAGAGCUGGAAAUGUAUCGGCAGUGGGGACAGGAAUUGGACGCCGGACGAGUUCCCGAAGGGCUACAAGCGAUGCUGGAAGAGCUUGGCUCUCUGAAACGGGAGAAAGUGGUCAACUAACCGUGCAAGAAAGACAGAAAGAGAAACACGAAGAGUCAGGAACAUCGGGCUCUCUGCCAUUUUCUCUUUUUUUUUCUUUCUUCUUCUUUUUCUUCCCCCCGCCCCUUCUCAUUUCUUUUCUCUUUCCCGCUUCUGUUCCUUUCAUCGCGGCAGUCCAACUUACUCUUCCUGUAUUUCUGGGUAUUCUUCUCGGAUCGAAGAGAAUCCGCGCCAAAGAAGGCACCGAUUCUUUUCAACGCGGGUAGAAACCCGAACCCGGGAGAGAAAUUCUAUCUCUAUCCCGUCAUUAGACUUACGAUCCUGUCCUACUUAUUGUUAGUCGCCCUGUUCUCCCGUUUCUCUUCGAAAGAGAAACUCUGCUUGUUUCUCUGAUGCGUUCAUUGCGUUCACCGCGUGUGACGGUCUACUCUUGUUGUUGACGCUUCUCUCACGGAAAAAGGAUCUUUCGCGUGCACGUGUUUGGUUAUUUCAGAUCAAUUGUUUUGUUGACAAUAUAUAUCUUAUCGUCCCACGGUUUUAUCCAGUCGUUGUUCAUUGACUGAACGAUAGUAAGAAAAGCAGAGCCGACCGUGGAAUCGAGCCAGCCGGGUGCCGCGUCGUAUCUAAAAGUACCUAAAUGAAGUACCUUUUCUAACGAUUGUUAAGAAGACAGAAUAAAAAGAAAAUUGUAAUUAUAUAUAUCGUUGUUACGCGUCGACGAUGAACGGCUGUUCUGUAUCAUAGCGCGAAAGGAAAGCAAGCGACGUGACAUUCGCUUACUCGAAAACUCUGUUGUAUGUUAUAUGUUUGUAGUACUCGUGUAGGUGUACUCGUUGAGCGAUUUAGAUCUCGUUUUUUCAAAUUAUCAUCGCCAGGAGCUUGUUUUUUAUUCGUUCUGAUGACACAGCCGUUUGCUCGCGGCCGACGAAUUAAGAAUUAUCUGUAUGGAAAUGGUAUUUUUAUACUGUACUGUAUAAAAAGCUAUUAUUUUGUACAGAUUAUUGAUAUUGUGGGAAAUUUGUUUAUAUAUACACACACACGUAUAUAUAUAUAUAUAUGUACAUAUAUAUGUAUAUGUAUAAUGUGUAUAUAUAUAUGUG
Molecule: messenger RNA, 1586 nt
Organism: Frieseomelitta varia
Lineage: Eukaryota; Metazoa; Arthropoda; Insecta; Hymenoptera; Apidae
Gene: REPTOR-BP
Product: REPTOR-binding partner
Exons: 4
Coding region: 148-507 (119 amino acids)
Biological process (GO): regulation of DNA-templated transcription
Cellular component (GO): nucleus
Molecular function (GO): DNA-binding transcription factor activity
Source: RefSeq, a predicted model, not a curated record